AUGUCAAGCACGUCACACUCCUUCGGGGCAGGCAGCCUCCGCUUCCUGUUAUCAUGGGUAGUCCUCCAAGCAGCCCUCGUUGGCGCAUCCCCAACACCAGUCGCGAGAUCGGACACUCUUCCCUAUCCUGACGAUGAACCGCUCGCCAAGCGAGUCGUGGGCCAGUUCCCCAACUUUGCCAAUGAAUACUAUGGCCGUGUUCAAAAAGGUGUCUACCUUCGUACGCUUAUGCCGCUGAGCGACACGGCUGCGACCCGCCAUAAUCGCGGGGUCAGCGUCGCGAGCCCGUGGCAGAAUCAGGCCGCCGUCGAGCAAUGGGGAUGGACGCGCGAAAUCAACUGGGCGCCGUUCAACACCAACGGCGGCGAUGAGUUCAGUGACGAUGACGACUUUGACCAGUUCGAGACCUCGCCUGGUUUCGGGAACCUCAUGGACGAUGUCUUUGCGGACCCGAGUCACCCAGUAAACCCGAUGGAAAACGGGUUAUCCACAUUCCUGCAUGCAAAUGACUUUACACUCCGGGAUGGAUCGUGGGGAGAGCCAUCGCAAGCCUCUUAUCAAAACGUCUUCAAUCCGCGCUCGGGUGCAAUUAUCUUUGACAGAGACUUCAGCCCCCGACAUGUAAUAGCCGAAAACGGCGCCGGCGACGUCCCAGAACUUGAACAGCUCUCCGACCUCGCAUACUUCCAAUGGCUCGAUGCCUGCGCAGCAAAGCGCGUUCGUCCUACCAACAUCAACCUCAUCUUCCAGUCUCACAUCACCUACGUCCCCAGCUUUAGGCUCAUCUUACAGGCUCUGUAUGACGGCGGGUACCGGAGUGUGCCAGGUUGGGGCCAGAGGGCGACGUUCUCUAUGGAUUCCCGGCCGGGACAAGCCAUCCUCGGGAGCACGCACGGGGCGGCCCCGGCCUUGUUUCUCAUUCAGCACAAAGCGACAUUUGGUCAGAAGGUGAUCACGGAGGUGACGGUGUGGGGAGGCGCGAGUGGCUUUAGUUUUAAAGCGGACCCGGAAGCUGAGACUCUUAACUUGAGAUUCGCCGUUAGGGACGCCUAA
This is a messenger RNA of Colletotrichum phormii, 1053 nucleotides long. RefSeq lists its product as uncharacterized. The record is from RefSeq and is a predicted model, not a curated record. The coding region runs from base 1 to 1053 and encodes 350 amino acids. The transcript is spliced from 2 exons. Lineage: Eukaryota; Fungi; Ascomycota; Sordariomycetes; Glomerellales; Glomerellaceae.